AUGAAAAUUUUUGUUGUACUUGAUCCGCCCUCCACCACGCUUCCGCAUCCGAAUUCGAUUCGGUUACCAACAAUUGAUCUGAAGUUGAAGCCUCUUCCGGAACUAAAGGAGGAUAAUUCCGAAGACUUGAAGGCUGCAAGGAAGAAGCGUGAAGAUGAUGAAGUCAAUACUCUCUCUGAUAGACUCUAUGAUCUCUACAACUCGAUGAAGUCUCCAGUGGAGAUUUGGAACGCUCUUGAAUACAAAUACAAAACUGAGAAUGAAGGUACGGACAAAUUUCUCAUCUUGAAAUUUCUUGAAUUUGUCAUUGAUGAUACCAAGUCCGUUCUAGAUCAAAUACAUGAAUUGCAAGUCGCUGUUACUAAGCUUCAUGAAUUGAAAGUUAAAAUUUUUAAAUCAUUACGAGUGGGGGCAAUUAUUACUAAAUUGCCUCAAAGUUGGAUUGGUUAUAGAAAGAAACUCCUUCAUAGGAGAGAUGACAUAACUUUGGAGGAAUUACAAGAACACUUGAGGAUCAAAGAAGAGACUAAGUCUCGUGAUUCCAAGGGCAAGAUUAUUGAUUCCUCUAAGGUUAAUGUUGCCGAAGCUAGUAAGUUUUCCAAAAACUUCAAAGUCAAUAAUGAUAAGAAGUUCAAAAAGCCCGGUAAUGGGCAAAAGAAAUUUUUUGAAAAUUGUUUCUUUUGUGAAAAGAAAGGCCAUCGCCAAAAUGACUGUAGAUACAAGAAGAAAAAGGAACAAGUUAACACCAACAAGGCCAAUACUGUUGAAGAGAAAUCCGAAGACAUUUGUGCUAUGGUCUCAGAAAUGCAAAUUGGCAUGAUUACCGAAACUAAUAUGGCUGUAACAAAAUCCUCCGAAUAG
Morus notabilis is the source of this 861-nucleotide messenger RNA. RefSeq lists its product as uncharacterized. The coding region runs from base 1 to 861 and encodes 286 amino acids. The transcript has a single exon. Gene Ontology annotation, molecular function: zinc ion binding; nucleic acid binding. NCBI's taxonomy places the organism in Eukaryota, Viridiplantae, Streptophyta, Magnoliopsida, Rosales, Moraceae. The record is from RefSeq and is a predicted model, not a curated record.